Molecule: messenger RNA, 3360 nt
Organism: Hyla sarda
Lineage: Eukaryota; Metazoa; Chordata; Amphibia; Anura; Hylidae
Exons: 12
Coding region: 660-2999 (779 amino acids)
Molecular function (GO): protein binding
Source: RefSeq, a predicted model, not a curated record
GGAAAAAACCCUUACAGAUAUUUGCCAUGGCUACCAGCUAGUAGUACAAGCAGGGCAAGUUAUGGAAAAUGAGCCACAAGCCAGCACCUCAAGAAAUCUGGAAUCGAGUCUCCUUCAUCCUGGCUUGCCCCAUGAUCAUCUUCUGGAUCCAAAGGAUGACGACAGCCAACAAGACGAGGACAAAACUUCCCAGGACACACUAAGUGACCAGGAUGAUACUGGCUGGACUUCAAGAGCAAAAGCUCCCUCAGUGCCAGCUAUGUCAACGAGGUCACAGAGGCAGAGGCAGGCAGCACCAGCAAGCUCGAUGUCAAGAAGAUCAAGGAAGCAGAGGCAGACACCAUCAGCAAGCUCUAGCAGAAGGACUGAAGAUUGCCGGAGAAGUACUAGGCUUCGAAGAAAAUGAGUCCAGCCAUGAUGAGAUCAAGACAACACUGACAGAGGCCAAAAUAAAGUUGGUUAAUGAUGUUGCAGUGAAUGUUCUGAUAUCAGGUUAUAACGUUGGACUUUCUUCUUUCUUUUUUAUUCCUCAGAAGGACUGAAGAUUGCCGGAGAAGAAGUAGGCUUCGAAGAAAUGAGUCCAGCCAUGGAAGUGCAUGAAGCAUAGCAGCGAUGAUGAGAUCAAGACAACACUGACAGAGGCCAAAUAAAGUUGGUCAAUGAUGUAUCAAGAAAAGAUGGCCUCAUACCAGAAGGAAAACCGCACUCCAUUGGGCUGCAAGUAUUGCAUGAGAAUGCAAGGAAAGCUGUCGGUUCACCUCCGCAAGGUGUGCAUGAAAACAGCAACUGAAGCUGAAAUCACCCAAGAGGUGGAGGAAGCAAAGAAGAGAAUGCGUAAAGUUGCGGAGUCUUUGAGUAUUGUCUUCUAUGACAGCGUCAAUGACAAGAAGAGUGGAUUUUCCAGUGCACAAGAGUUCUUUGUAGAUUUUUUGGAGCGUCAUGGAUGCAUUGUAGCAGAAAAACCAUCUGAAAAGCAACCAUCUGAUGAAGUUACUGAACAGGAUCAGAGUAGCUCUGUAACCCUAAGAAGAAAAUUGACUGAGGCUGGUGUCCACAAGAAGCAUGAUGUGAAUUCUCAAAUGUUUCUGAACUUCAGAGAAUACCUGGCAAUUCAGUUCUCAGAGUUGGGCAUAAGGCAAAUGGUAGAAAAUGUUUCCCGCUACUUAUAUUUCAUGAGCCCGGAUGAGAUCUCUUUGGGAUUUCUCAAUGAUCCAGAGAAAACCAAACUAUUUGUGAGCACCCACUUGCGUUUGAAGACGACUAUAAGCACCAUCAAAAAUUAUCUUAACCAUAUCCAGCAGUUCACUAGAUUUGUGAUUUCAGAAAACUUCCAUGAAACCAUUGGGGAGGACACCAAAGAGUCUGCCCAGGCCUUCCUUGCAGAACUGAAGAACAUAAAUGAAGAGAUUAACCAGAAAUUCAACAAAAAGCCACAAAAAAUCGACAGACAUCUAAACCCUAUGGAUUGCCGCAGAGUACUAGCAGCAGCAAAGCCCCAUGUGGUAAACAUGUUCUCUCGGUCAGUCGGAGAUUGUGGACUAGAUGACAAAGAUAAGACCAUCACAUGCUACUACCUUGAAGCUUUGCUGAUUCUUAAUCAUCUUCGCAAACCAUCUGUGGUCCAAAACCUGAUGGUUAAAGAUUGGCUGGAGAGGAAAUAUACCACCUAUUUUGAUGGAAGCACCAAAAAGAGGGUCUGCAUUGUGAAAACACAAGGGACUGCUAUUGCGCUUACGGAUGAAGAGGAGCUGCUGUUCAGCAUAUACUUUAAAGAUAUCCGACCAACCCAACUGGCAAAGGAAUCAAAGACAGUGGAGUUCUUUGUGUCGUGCAAAGGAAAACGAGUCACAAAUCCCUGCAAUGACUUAAAGAGACUCCAUGAGAAGUUUAAGAUGCCUGUAGUAUCUGGAAAAGAGGCAAUAGAGGCAUUUGAUCAGUGGGCUGAUGACAAUCUAUGCCAGGAAGAUAGAGACACUGUUAAUAAUUAUAUCCACCUGGACAUCAGCCGACUCGGAUUCAGUAAAAAUGCAGUUAUCCAGGGUAUGCAUAUUCUCACCACAUUGAGUGGUGGAAAUGAAACUGAGAGCAGUGGACCGUCUCAUAAAAAGAGGAGGAGAGAAGGAGAAGAAGAAGAAUCAGAAGAAGAUCAAGAAGAAGCAGAAGAGGAAGGAGGAGCGGAAAGCACUGCAAGCAUUGAAGACCUUGUAGACCUUAAAGAGGAGAGCUUCAAAAGAUUACUUCAAAUAUAUCCUUUAGGCCUCAACCAGUCCCCUCCAUCCUUAAGUGUAUGUAGGCAGGCCAGCCAACUCAAUGCACAAUACUGCCUGGAUAAAUGGAGACGAACACAAUAUACAGAUCGUAUCAAGGAUGUUGUUGAUCAUUUCAGGAAUCUUCCCAGCAAAGAACAAGUGAAGGCUUAUAUGGAACAUCAGGCCUGGGACACCAAUGUGCCAAGAACAUUUGACAUUCUGCAGGCCUGGAGACCUCAAGAACCGAGAAGAAAAGAGGACACUAUGGAACAUGUUAAAGCUUUAAUAGACUCCCAGGAGUGGCCAGGACUUGUUGCAGUGGAGGAUAAAAAAACAGGUGGUCACUCCCUUAAAACCAGUCGGGUUUUUCAGAAAGGAGAGAUUGUAUGUGACUAUCACGGAGUCUUAAUGGACGGCAAGGAGGCUGAGGAGCUGCAAAAAACAUUGACUGAUGAGAAAUGCUAUAGCUUCUUCUUCCAGGACAAAGGGAAGAAGAUGUGCAUAAAUGCGACAAAUAUACCUUGCCUGUGCCACCAAGACAUGUUGUCGACUUUUGGGAGGCUGAUUAAUCAUUCAUGCAAAAGAGCAAAUCUAAAACCUGUGGUGAAACAUAUUAAGGACGGAAAACAGCCAGUUAUUCUCUUUGAGGCCAAGAGAAACCUGCCACCUGGCACAGAACUGUUAUUUGACUAUGGUGUCCGUAAAAACUCAUUUGGUGAAGGAAAAGAUCUAAGUUGGCUUGAAACUUGACCUCAUGCUACUUUAUUUAUUGUAUGUUUGAAUUUAUUGUUAUAAUAAAUAAUGCUAUGAUUUGUCAAAGUGUAAUAUUAAGAUAAUUGGGGAGAUUUACCAAUCAGCCUUAAACCCUACAUGUCCUUUUUCUCACAGCAAACAAUCACAGCUCAACUUCUAUAUUUUAACAAAGCUCUGGUAAUGUGAAAGUUGAGCUGUGAUUGGUUGCUGUGAGAAAAAACAGACAAGAAGGGUUUCAGGCUGAUUGAUAAAUCAGUAUAUUCUUGUUAAAAUGUUUUUUUCACCAUUCUGUUAAUUAUUCUUAAAUUAUUGAACUGUUGUUAGAUUCGAUUCACUCAUCUUUAAUUAUGAUGUUUUU